AUGGGGAAGAGGUGGCAGAUGCCAACAAUGGCGGUGAAGUAUGGGACGAGGGAGAAGGAACCAGUAGCCAAGGGCCACAUAGCAAUAUACGCAGGGAAAGAUGGCAGCAGAUUUGUGGUUCCAUUGAGUUACCUCAGGCACCCGAUCUUCAGGUGCUUGCUAAACAUGGCAGAGGAGGAGUUCGGGUUCUCGCAGCAAGGGGGGCUCACGAUUCCUUGUGAAGCCUCUUUCUUGAGGAAGAGCAUCGAUCAGGUGAGAGGCAAGUUGGCUCCACAGGAGUAUUGCAGUUGUGCUGAAUUGCUUCAGAUUGGGUUUCGAUAG
Molecule: messenger RNA, 321 nt
Organism: Nymphaea colorata (pocket water lily)
Lineage: Eukaryota; Viridiplantae; Streptophyta; Magnoliopsida; Nymphaeales; Nymphaeaceae
Product: protein SMALL AUXIN UP-REGULATED RNA 12-like
Exons: 1
Coding region: 1-321 (106 amino acids)
Biological process (GO): response to auxin
Source: RefSeq, a predicted model, not a curated record